Venturia canescens is the source of this 2442-nucleotide messenger RNA. RefSeq names its product eukaryotic translation initiation factor 4B-like (gene eIF4B). NCBI's taxonomy places the organism in Eukaryota, Metazoa, Arthropoda, Insecta, Hymenoptera, Ichneumonidae. The transcript is spliced from 12 exons. The record is from RefSeq and is a predicted model, not a curated record. Gene Ontology annotation, molecular function: RNA binding. The coding region runs from base 126 to 1814 and encodes 562 amino acids.
UUUUCAAUGAUCUGACACAUACUUCUUUUCGAGCUGCAAUUCAUGCCUUACGGAACCAGGAGUUGGUCGUGUGCAGUACCGACUUGCGAACUCGUUUGGGUUUUUCAAAUUUCAAGCCAGAAAUCAUGGCUUCGAAAGGCAAAAAGGGGAAAAAAAGCAGGUGGGAAAAGAUUGCGCUGACAGAUUUGAUAUCGGAGACUCCUAGUGGCAUGCCUGCCGUGCCUAUCAAAGUUACAAGCUGGGCCGACGAAAUUGACGACGACAAUGACAUUUACACUUCGAGAAAACCUCAGGAGCCUGUCGUUUUACCAACUGCUCCUCGAGCUGCUCGUGGUCCUGGCGUUGAUGAAGAGAAUAUUCCAACUAAUCCACCGUUCGUCGCUUAUGUUUCCAAUUUGCCGUACGACGUGCUCGAAGAGGAUCUCGAACAGUUUUUCGCUGAUAUGCAGGUGACAAAUAUGCGUCUUCCCAAGGACACAAACAGGCCCAAGGGAUAUGGCUACGUCGAUUUCGAGGAUCGUCAGAGUCUGAUCGACGCUCUGUCAUUGACAAAUACGACCAUCAAAGGGAGACGCGUAAGAAUCGAGGUCUCCAACAGCAACAGUGAGGAUCGACGUGGUCGUAUGGGAAUGAAUCGAGAUUACGGUCGUCGUGAUAAUUACGACGAUGCCGAUCGUAACUCGGAUUGGAGAAGUGGGCCUCGUGACGAGCCCUCUGGCGACAAUGAUCGUUUCCGUAGUCGUCGCGGUGGCUUCGAUAAAGAUCGUCGCGAAGAACGCGACAGCUCCGCGAGUGACAACAGACCUGGUGCUUGGCGAGAGGGUCGUACUCCUCUUCCAGAUCUUCCCGAUCGCGGUGGUUCGUCUUUCAGCGAUCGCCGCGGUUUCCGCAGUGACGACAGAGACCGCGAAUUUUCACGUUACGGGGAUCGCGGCAGCAGAGAUCGCGAGGGUUCUGAUCGAGGCGAUCGAGGAGGAGAUCGAGGUGAUCGGGGCGGCGGUAGCGGCUUUGGCCCUCGUCGUAAUUACGGCGGCGAUCGUGACCGUGAUCGAGAUCGCAACUAUGGCGGUGAUCGCGAAUCCGAUUGGGGCAGCCGACUCUCAUCUCGUCCGCCCACUGCAGAACCUGCUGCUCCUGCUGAACCACGUACACGUGUAAAGUUGAACUUGCAACCAAGAACGAAGCCCAUUGAUCCACUGGUCAUUAAAGACGAUGGGGCGGAGGGAAAGGCAGGAUCAGAAGGGGACACACCAGCUGCAGCUCCGGCACCGACACCGGUUCCAGCCGCCAAUAUCUUCGGUGCUGCUAAACCAGUCGAUACUACAGCACGCGAGCGUGAGAUUGAAGAACGUCUUGCAAAGAAGGCUGAAGAAGGAGAACGCAAAGUUCCGCCAAGGGAAGGAGGAGAAAGAGGCGAACGAGGGGAAAGAGGAGAGCGGGGAGGUUGGGUAAAACGCAACGGGGAGGGACGCAGCGAGAACGACAGAGACAGGCCUCGUCCAGCAUGGCGUUCGGAAGAGGACAGAGAACGACAGGUUGACAGACCUGGAGUUCGUCAUCCUCCCGGUUCUGGACGUUCUGAUGGACGCAACGAAUCGCGCGGGCCUCCGUCUGCGCGAACUGGUUCGUCAGCCCCACGCGGUGGUCCAAAACCCAGCGAGUCUCGUGGAAUGGAAAGGGAACGCAAGGAACGCAGGGAGGACGGUGUUCCUCCGAUGCCAAAAGCCACCGAUGACCCAGUUCCGAAUUUUGUAGCUUCCAACAAGUAUUCCAUGCUACACGAGGACGUGGACACGGACAUAAGCUACGAUUAGUUCCGCUCAUUAUAAUUUAUAUCUGCAAUUAAAUUGUGCCACAUGCAUCAUGAUUGGUAAACAUAAACACACACACAUAUUAUUAACGAUUCGUUCUACCUACGUGAAAAAAAAAUGUUUAGGCGAUUUAUUCGAUUAUCGAGAUGAAACAAAAAAAAACUCAACAAUAACAACAACAGAACCCAUAACCGGCGCCAUUUUUUAAUGAGAAGGAAGAUGAAGAAACAUUGCUGAUUUGUAUUUAAUCAAUUUUACGAUUCCUAAUAUAAUUAAUUACCUGCAUACCGAUGUUCACUUGGUAUUUCGAAUGCUCGAUGUACUAAGUUUGUCAAAUUGUAGGGUAUAUAAACGGGGGAUUUGAAAUAUAAGUACGAAAUAAAAAAAAAUGAAAAAAAAAAAAAAAAACAACGCGACACACUUGAGUCCAGAACCUGUGUGGUGGCCACACUCAUUUGGGGAACUUUAUACUUUAACCGAUAAUAAAAUGAAAAGGAAAAAAAGAAAAAAAAUCGAAAACAAAUCAUUUUCUCUGCAAAUAUUGUACAAUAUGCAAGUCAUAUGAAUGUAAUAUAAUGAUGCCGACGAAAACGAACGAUUAAAAUGAUCAAUGUACCAGGAACGGAAAAAA